AUGUCGCAUCAGACAAAGUUUUAUGGCUCCCAAGUUGGCAGCAAGGUCGUGAUACCGCAUUCCUACACUAACUCUCCCCUCGGGCUGCUCCGCCAAGAUGUCGCUUCCGCGUUCGGGUUCUGGAAAUUCCUCCCCUUCAUCGUGUUCCCCUUCACACCCCAAUCUUCAGGGCCGUUAUGCGAGCUAUACCCCUCCGCGUCGAACCUCUGGUCCAUGUUCCUGCACUUCAUCCUCUUUAUAAUGCAACUGCCCUUCAUCCUCUCAGUCCCGUUCUGGAUAUUCUUCCCUGUUUGGUCGGUAUUGGGAGGCGUGGUAGUCUUUGGGCUGAUUAAUCAGGGGAUCUGUUAUUUGUUGAAUGGGAGUCAGAUGAGGUAUCCUUCGAACCCGAAGUUUGUGGAACAAAAAAAGGAGCAUGAGCAUGAGCAGUGGAUUUUCCUGAAUGGUGUUGCUGUUGGAAAACACUGGCUCCAAAGCAAUGUCGAUCGUCUGGCCCUCACGUUCGGGCGUCCCGUGAUCGGAGUGCAUAACAAAACAAACGGCAUCCUCUUCGACGUCCUCCAAUGCCUGAUACAGCGAAACUUCAACUACGCAACCCAAGACAUCCGCGACUGCUACAGCAUCGUCAAAGAAACGCUUUACAAGCCUUCCCUCACAAAAGUAGUCUUCAUCCUGCACAGCCAGGGGGGCAUCGAAGGCGGGAUGAUCAUCGACUGGCUGCUGCAAGAAGUGCCGCAAGACCUGCUCUCAAAGCUCGAAGUCUACACCUUCGGCAACGCAGCAAACCACUUCAACAACCCGCAUCUCCACCUGCUCUCCCAACACGCAUCGCUCAUGCACCCCACCGUGCCCUCCACCACCCGUUCCCUCACCUCAGUGCACUACCACGACCCCCUGGACUCCCUUCCGGCCCCUAAAAAUGGGGAGACGAAUGGACAUCCCCGAACCACGAGGACGGAAUCCAGCUCCGGGAAAACGAUCCGGUAUAUCGAGCACUACGCCCACACGUCAGAUUUCGUCGCACGGUGGGGGGUCUUGCAUUUCACGUGCAACUUCGAUGUGACGGAUCAUCGAAGCCCGAGGUUUAUGGGCCGCGUCUUCGAGCGUCCGGGCCAAGGCCACCAAUUCAACCAGCACUACCUCGACAACAUGUUCCCCUUAGAGCCCGUCCCACCCUCAUCCUCUCCCCGCCUGCCAAAACAAAAUUGGAUCCUAAGAUGGAUUAUGCGAAUAAAAGAGAUCUUGUUCCCUGGGAAAGUGGGAAAGGGUGGGGUUGGGGGAAGUGGGUUUUUGAGGGCCCAGCGGGAGGGGAAUGCCUUCAUGGAGUCGGCAUUAGUGCUCGGGCAUAACGACGAGCAAGCCGACGAGAGAGAAGGGGUAGAAAUUAGUUAUUUGGGAGCGCAUGGGGAGCCGCUGGGCAAGAGGGAGAAGGAGGUGCUGGUUAGGGAUAUGAGUCCAAUUUCGCUGCAUACUAUGAGCAAAUUUGGACGGAAAGUGGAGGGGGAGUUUGAGAGGGCGAGGGGGCUGGGGUUUACGAAUGGUACGAACGGUACGAAUGGGAGGAGUAAUUGGGAGGGGGAGAAGAAUGGGGUUGAGGUUGAAGCUGGGGAAGUGAUUGAGAGGACGGAGGAGGAUGUGGGGUUUGGAGAUGUGGAAGAGAAGAAGGACGAGGGGAAGAUGGAGUUUAAGGUUAAGGAAUUAAGUCGGCUGUGGCUGUAUGUUAAUGGAGGAAGCCCGAAGCUCGAUGAAGUUGAUGUCGGGAUUGCGAGGAUGGCUACCAUUUAG
Molecule: messenger RNA, 1782 nt
Organism: Hyaloscypha bicolor E
Lineage: Eukaryota; Fungi; Ascomycota; Leotiomycetes; Helotiales; Hyaloscyphaceae
Exons: 3
Coding region: 1-1782 (593 amino acids)
Source: RefSeq, a predicted model, not a curated record